CACGGGAACACACCAUCCCUGGAACACGGAGUCUGGCUGGGAGCGGAGAAACGGGAAUGCACUGGGACGAAAAAACUGAGGAGAAUAAAUAUUACCUGCCAUCUGUUGGUCUUCUUCACUCAUCUGUCAUCCACUGUCACUUUUUUUUCUUUUUCUGAGGAGAACUUCUUCAGAGCCUCCAGUGAAAACACAUACAUAUAGAGAUAUAUCUAUAACAAUCCUAUACAUAUAUCAAUAUACAGUAUGCCUGUUUUCAUAAACAGCGUAUGGGGGACAGAACUGAGCAGAAGGAAGACACCUUGAUUGUGAAAACAAAAGCAUCAGGAGGACUAAAGAACAACAGAUAUUCAUUUGAGAGAACAGUACAGUGUAAAACACUGAGAAUGACUUGUGGAAUACCUCCGAACUGUAGCGUGAGGCAUCUCUUCCUCGCUGGCAUCACGCAGUGUUCAGUGGGACAAAGAUCACGUAUAAGGCUUGAUUCCAACAGUGUCAUUUCUUCAGGCUUCUGAAUCGGAAUUCUACUAAGUGCUGUUUUUUUGUGUUUUUUUCUCGGGCCACGAAACAGUUUGUCUCAAGGUUAGAUCUUCGAAGCUGGAGUCUCUCCAAAGGGGAGGAAUCUUGCUCGCUCUCGCUCUCUCCCUGUAGUGAUGACAAAGAAGAGCACGUUGUGUGCUGAAGUGGCGUGGAAAGCUCUCCGUCUCGUUCCCUGAUGAGGGCUGCAUUCCCUGUAUCAGCUUGCCGUUUAGGAGCCGGACAACAAGUCAGCAUUAAACCUGCUCUAAACUUGAACUCUUUGCUCAGUAAACUUGCUUUCUUGGUUCACAUUAAGUAAACUCUGUUGGUUUAAUUGUACCCAGUGACGCUGUUGCAUUCUUGGAUACGCAUUGUGGGAUUACUCAAAGAGGAUCAUGGCUGCCUCACACCUGUUUUUGAAUGUGUUGACUGCCGUUUUACUGUUGAGCUACAUUUCUUACGGUCAAAAAUCCAACACCGCCAGCACAGGUGAACAAGCCACAAAUCGGACGGCUGCUCCGUCUGGUGCCCCGGAGGUCACACUCGCAACCCCGGGAUCAGACGCAGAUGAAACCCCAGUGGCUGGCAGCCGCUGUUGGGGUUACUAUGAUGUAAUGGGCCAGUGGGAUCCUCCGUUUAAUUGUAAUGCAGGAAUCUACCUGUUCUGCUGUGGCUCCUGCUACUACCGAUUUUGCUGCCAGUUCAAGGUUCACAGUCUGGACCAGACGUCUUGUUCCAAUUACGACACGCCGGUGUGGGCCAACACAGGCAAGCCGGCGGCUCCAGUGACCGAUGUCCAGGAGGAACCGGAUCGAGACCGCACUACCAUGAUCGUGUACAUAAUAUGCGGAGUGGUGGCCAUCAUGGUGCUGGUUGGGAUCUUCACCAAACUGGGCCUGGAAAAAAGUCAAGGAGGACAGACGGACAUGACAAACUCCAGGGCCCUGACGGAACUGCUAAAACAGCCAGGCGAGCCCGGGGGUGUGGACAGAGGAGGAGGCCACCACCCUAUCGGAUCCAACGGCAUCUCUGGCAGGUCAAUGCGCACCAACAACGAGCAUAACCACCUGAAUAACGUCACGCUUCCUCAUUUGAGUCCCGCAAUGACUCUGUCCCAGCCUCACAACAACCUGGGCUUCAACAAAUACUCCUCUCUCAAGACCAUGGAUAUUACAGCAAGGGAUUAUUACCCCAAGAGCUACCCCAUGAUGGAUUACGUACACCGCCAAUCCUCGCCUGCAACCUUCCAGCCUAUUGCUUUCCACCCAAAAGACAAACACUUUCUUCCCCCUCCAGACAUCCAUACUCCAUUGGCCAUCACCAUUACGUCAGCUCAAGUCCCCAAGCCCAAGAUCUCCAAGACUAACACCCACCCACUCACCUCGAGCUCAGCCUUCAAAGUUUGGGACCCUAACAAGAGCCAUGUCCAACAUCAGGUCCCUCUCAUGAUGCAGCCACAGCCACCACUGUCCCAACCAAACAGUCGUCGCCAGGCCUUCUCCAACAAGCGUCAGUUUAGCAUUGAGACUCUUCCAGAGUUGUUCACUCAGCCUCUGGGGUAUGAACAGUCUCCACACCUCCACCCAAAACACAAGGGACUGCCCACGAACAGCAAAACAGAAGUGACGGUCUGAGGCGAAAUCCUGGGAAGGAUACAAACACAAGAAAGCAUGACUUGGAUUAGACAACCGGAUGUGAAAGCUUCUACACAUGUGCUUCAGUUAUAUUUACAGUAUAUUUCCUCCUAGUGUUUGUUUUGGACUAGAUUUAUAUUCAUUGUACUAUAAUACAAAGAAAUGAAGGGGAAAACAUUGCAUGGUCUUGAUUCCGAUUCUUGGUGGGCCUUGAAUCCCUAGUGAUCCUAGCUCCCCUCUAAAAUUCUGGCCUGUUGUUCUUGUACUUCUGGCCUUCAGAUGUCUCUUGUGGCCCAGACCCAUGUGUCCGUUAGCAAAGGGAAGGAACCUUGCACCUCAGGAGCCUUCACACCCUUCUGGACAAGGCCAUUGUGUUGUCAGCUUCCAUCAGCCAAAAGCUGCCACACAGUGAGCUAUUAUUCUGACAAUUCUAAACCACUGAGGACAAAGAACAGCGAGGAAGCAUACGGAAGGGGACAGUGAAGAAACCAAGGUGCCCAGUGAGAGGGAAAGAGAGUUUCAAGUGUUGUGAUGUCUAAGGGUUUGUUAUUUCAGCCAACGGAUAAGGGUCUAGGUGAAUUUGGCAAAGUCCAAUGUCUCUCGGUCUCUUUUUCUCAACACCAUCAUCAAAGGAUGCAUUCAAGUACUUGUCCAGGGAGCAAACUGCCAACAUCAAGUCAUAGCUAUUCUGGCUGUUUCUAUUUCAAACUUUUGUUUGAGACACAGCACAGGUAAAGACAAGGUCGAUAAGCCAGUCUCUGUUACAGACAGAACUCAAGAGAGACAUUUCAGGGGACAACAGUCGCCCGAAGAGAUGAGGUGCCAUAGUGACGGAGGAGGUGAACAAAUCCAGCAAUGUCAUAAAUAGCACUGCCAAAACAACUUUGCUAAAUUGACCCAUCUGUAUUCUUGGCAAUAUCUGUCAAAAAGCAUGCUUCCUUUGAAUAAUUCUGAAUGUAAAUAAUUAUCCUUUUGGUGAAAGCAAGAACCUUUUAGACUGUGGCAAAAUCAAGCAUGUAGCAGCAAUACCUAUACCCUAUUGUAGCAUCCUAAUGGGCAUGGGAAAUCUGGUGAUGGGCAUCAGUUUUAAAGGGAAGAGUGUAGGUGUCUUAAGAGUUGCUCGAGAGACCAAGGAAAAUGGUAGCAAUACUAGGCCUAUCCGUCCUCUCCUGCCUGGGGCCACAUGACUGAUGGACACAGCUGUUAAACUCACUCUCUCUCUGCUGUUCCAAGCUGUUCCCUGGCAGGCGUUUGGCUGCCACAAUGCCACAGAACAGCAGGGGGCGCUGUAAUUGAUGACAGCUUGCUUCUAAUACAGAAGAUCUUAAAUAUGUUCUCCCAUACUGCCUGUAGACACUUCUUUCUUGUCUGUCUUAUCCGUUUUUCAUUGACAAUGGAUCUGAAUCGAGAGUUAUGGUUAUUGACCCACAGAAAUGUCUGAUGGUAACCUCUUGCUUUACAUAACAUAACAUAACAUAACAAUAACAUAACAAUAAUGCAUCUGUUUACCAAGCAAACGAUUGCGUCUAAAAAGUAGCACACUUUGUUUGAACAGCCUUGUGAGAUUUUACAGGCCAAUGAGAUCUGAUGUUCAAGCCACAUAGGGAAUAUAAAAGAGUUUGAAAUGUUCAUUGGAACUGCUUGCAAAUAAAACGGCAGUAUUGUGAGAGACAGAAAAGGAGAAUGAAACUCGAAAGCAGGAGGCAACACACUCGUAAUGGUACAAAGCAUUCCUUUUAAUACAUUAGAUCGCAUUAUAGUCAUUGCAGUACAUGUUACGGCAGUUGGGUCUGUAAUGAACUAUAAAGAAAGGACGAAACAAGAAAGAAACAAGUAGCUCUCUCUCUUUAUUUACCCACUAGCUUCAUUUUGGAGAUAAUUUCUACUUGUGGACCAACUACAGGGACAGCAGUUCCAAAAAUAACAACAAUUACAGUUACAGCAUGUUCCUCGAUGGCUAUUUUCAACCCUUGAAUUGAUGCGAGGAUGUAUCAACAUGCUCUCAUGGGUCAGCAUCAAGGCAAACUAUCCUGAGCUACAGUGAUGCUUCAUUCAGUUUCGGUGGCAAUGGCUCCAGGGUGUCAUUGGGUUUCAGGGGCAAACCCUGGAGGACAGACACGGCUGUCAGACUCUCCUAGCACAGAGAUGUCAAGCGAUGCCAAGGUGAGCCAGCUACACAGCCCUCUGCCUGAAAUGGAGCCGCUUUAUCGGCCAGGAGGUCAUGAAGUCUGUCUUUGAGGAAUGCCGGAAAAGACUAGAGCAGAUUUAGAUUUUGACAAAGCCACAGUGACAAGAUCUCUGGCUGGAUCAGUUUGAACCCUGAAUCAGAUGAGGACUAUCGUCCAGGUAUAAACUUUGAUUUUAACUUAAUAAAGCGCUGGAUUGGUAAAUUAACUACUUAAUUCCACAGUUUGAGGACUAUAAAGUGAAAUCAAAAGAGGCUGCGUGCAUUCACAUCUGUUACAAAGAAACACAAGGUGUAAAUAUCUACUUUCGAAUUCCUUCGGUGUGAAGAAUCAUUUCCAGGGGUUCUUUUAAACCACCCAAAUAAGCUGAAGGACUGUUGUUUCUGAUUUCUUCUUAAAACGAAAGCGUUCUACCUGUGAUGUGGAUGCUACCAGGUAGUAUUUUAUCUUUAGCAAUACAUGAUGUACUUUUUACUGUUUAUGUACUAUUUGCAAUGUCGUUUUUUUUGUACCGUAAGCGUAAUUGGAAUCAAAGUCGAGCCUGCCGCAGUUGACAACCAUUUGACGGAGAUGAAGUGCUUCCGAAUUUUAACACCCUUCUCACCUUCUUUACUAACUUAAAAGAUGUCUUGCCAUAUUUGAAGCUUGCGCUAUAUGUAUAAAGCUUAUAAUUUUUAAAAGACGUAUUAUAACCAAUGCUUGAAUGACAUGUUAGUUGCCAAUCCAGAGACAUGUUAUAUGUAUAUUGCAGAAUCACAUUGUUCCCAUUUGUUUGGUGGCUCCAUUCGUUUGGUGGUAUGUUGGACCAAUCUAAUCUUAUGCACUAUUCUAAACUGAACCUUUUGUGUAUGUAUAAUUAGGAUGAAUUCUAAUAAGGGCUUUAAAGGAUGUAUGUGAUAUUAAUAGGAGUUGCCUGUGUUCAACAUGGAAAGGGUUAGUUUUUCCCAAUGCAAUGACAGGGAGUACAGUUGCUUGUGUCGGAGUGUAGGGUAAACUAUAACAAGAGGUUGUGAAAGUGAUGCUCUGUCCUGCAAUCAAAAUUUUAGGGAAUUUAUUUUUGCCUGUGUGUGUUUGUGUAUUACUCUCCAUCACAAAGCAAAAAUUAUGUUCCCUCUUUCAGAAAAUGGGACUUUUCUUGUUUAAACCCUGAAUAGACAUGCAUAAAGAUGUUAAGGACAUAUGAGAAAAAAGACAAUUGCUCUAAGUUUGAACCUACCAGCAUUAAAGGAAAUCCAAAGCCA
This is a messenger RNA of Carassius carassius (crucian carp), 5577 nucleotides long. Its product is annotated as protein shisa-9. Gene Ontology annotation, cellular component: postsynaptic membrane; AMPA glutamate receptor complex; dendritic spine membrane. The transcript is spliced from 5 exons. The record is from RefSeq and is a predicted model, not a curated record. The coding region runs from base 912 to 2150 and encodes 412 amino acids. Gene Ontology annotation, biological process: regulation of AMPA receptor activity; regulation of short-term neuronal synaptic plasticity. NCBI's taxonomy places the organism in Eukaryota, Metazoa, Chordata, Actinopteri, Cypriniformes, Cyprinidae.